ACUCACUCACUCUCUAGUUGUGAAUUGUGGUCUUAGCAAGCAACAAACUCUCUGAAAGUAGGUGACGAUGGAGCAUUAUCAUGUUCUUUUUUUGUGUGCCCAUUCCUCGCGUGCAAUUUUCUUGUUCAAUUUUGAAUCUGUGACCCAUUUAUUCCAAUACUAGGAUAGUGCUAAAAGUAUUGGAUCUUUGUUUUGUUCCUUCUUGGUGUGACUCUGAUUUUCUAACAUGUGAUUGAAUUUGUGACUCAUUUUUGUAUAGUGUUCAUCAAAUUCUCAGUAUUAGAAUUUUAUUAAUUUUUUUAUUUGUCGAUAGUACUAAAAAGAUUGGAUCUUUCUUCUUUUUUCUUUUUUUCUUUUCUGGUUGAUCUUUCACGUGUUGAAUCUGUGACCCAUUUUUGUAUAGUGUUUUCUUUUUAUAACGAUCCAAUUCUCGGUAGUAGAAUUAGCUCCAUUCUUGUCUGUGUGGAUGGUACUAAAAAGAUUGGAUCUUUUCUAUUGCCUUCCUUUCUGCGUGCUGCUAAUUUUCAUUUUUGGAUUCCUCCUGUGUUUGAUCUUUCCAUUUUUGGGUGAUCUUGUCAGUGAUUUUUUGUUUUGUUUUGGUUCCCUUGAUUUUCCUGGGUUUGAUUUGAUAUAAGCUGUAAUGGGUUUGUGUUUCUUUUGAUGGUUGUAUGUUAAAUCAGGUAGGUGAUGCUGUUGCUAUUUACUUUUCCAUGAGUAGAUCAUGUGUUUGUUUGCUUAAUUGAAUGAGUCUCUCGUUGUGGAUUUUCACUUGGUUGAUUUGAUUCUGGGAUCUUUUUAUUAUUCCAUUUUCUUGGAUAAUUUCUUGAAGUAUAGAUCUUCUCUGCCUACUUUCUUUUAUUAAGAAUCUAAUAAAAGAUAAAGGCUUUUUCUUUGGUUGGGGUUGGGGAGGGUACUUGAGAUGAAAGGUUUCGCAAUUGCUGCUUUUGUGGUGAAUCUUUAUAUGUUGUUGAUCUGAGGCAUUUAUGUUUAACUCUGACACUGUAAAAGACAAGCAUAGAUUUAAAAUGAGAAUUCAGUGAUACUGUAUUGGUAUGUAUUACUUUUAUGUGACUUUUCAUUGUGGUGAUUGGACCCAUUUGCUUGGACCACCUUGAAUCCCUAAUCCAUCUGUAUUUUUAAGAAUAGAAGGCAAUUUGUUUGUUAGUAAAAAUAUUGUUUAAAAACUUUCGUAAUCAAACCAAGGAAAAAACAUGGAAAAGGAUAUUUAUCUUCUACUGUUCCUUUAAAUUAUAAUGAGUAAUUUCUGAAAACAAUUCCAAAAAAACAAGUUAAAACUUACCAUGCUAUUGUUCCCUACUUUGUUUCUUUCUUAGAUGAUAUGGUGUCAUUGAUAUGAUAUGGGUAGUGUUAAAUGUUAAUAAUAAAUUAUAUUUUUCAUAAUACAUGGCUACAUUUUCAUUAUGUUGUUUUUUUGGUACUGUCUAGGAUUGUCCUGAAGUUAGUGUAAAAUUGGCUAGCAAGUGCUGAUGGCAUUGGUCUCUGGAAGAAGUUCUGCUCUGAACCCAAAUGCACCUCUAUUCAUACCUGCUUCCCUUCGUCAGGUGGAGGAUUUUUCACCCCAAUGGUGGGAGCUUGUGAAAUCUUCCACAUGGUUUCGUCACUAUUGGUUGAGCCAGCAUAAGGAGGAAGAUUUUGGAGAAUCCGGUGAUGACUCUGCUAAUGAUGAUAUGGAGGACAUGCUCUCAGAAACUUUUGAUCUAGGCAUGGAAGAAGACUUGAAUGUUCUAGAAAAUGAGUUUGAGCAGUUGAUGUUCUCUGAAGCUCAAGAUCAACCAGUUCAGGAUGAUCCUAAUGAUGGAAAAAGGCCUCCAUUAGAUCUUAACAAAGAUGUCAAAGCUCUUCUUAACAACUUGACACCAAAAUCACCAAAGGAGAGGGGUCCCAAGUCACCUUCUGGGCCUGCAAAGCACCAUGAGAAGCCUGCAAAGCAUGUGAACAUCAAGUGUGCACCUCAACGAAUUAUUCACCAACCUCGUUGAGAGAAACUUAGAAGCUCAUGGUGAUGAUGACUUGCUAAACAGCAAGUUCAGCACUCGAGUUUGAAAUCACUGUUGAAACAAUUUUUGUAUAUAGAAGGUGCAGCGUUUCUGUAUUUUUCUUCUUUAGUGUCAUGUAUAUUUGACGUGUAGCCCUCGGAACUAUAAGUAGGUGAGACACUAGUUAUGACCAGCCGAAAUCCGGGAAUGUCUGUUUGAUCAACUUUUCUUCAUCAUCUCAUUGGGAAAUAAAAGGUUACAUGGAAUAUGAAUUUAUGGAUUUGAAUUUUACGUUUAUCAUGUUCAUUUUGAGUUAGCUUUCCAUGUCCAUCGUGAUUUACAAUUUGGAAUGAAAUGGUUGAGUAGCUGUUUUUCUGUUUAGGCAAACACGUAUCCAUUAUAUGGUCAAGCGAAACUUAGUUAACAACUUUGAUAAGAACCCCCGAGGUCCAAGAAUUUCUGAACGCAUAGAUAAAUUUAUUACUCGUCUAAAAUUUCAGACAGAUUCGAUAACCGAACCAUGACAUAUUUGCUUAAAGAAGCAAAAGUUUUGAUAUGGUGAAACCUCAAUUCAUUGAUAGUAAAGGAUUAAGAGAGUAGAUUGACCACCAUAAAUAAGUUUUGAUUAUGAAUUUAGAUGCCAAAAUAGAAACAACUGUAUAAAAUUCAACAUGCAACUAAUCUAGAUACACUUUCCCCCUCAUGCCAACAUGGAUUAAAAUUUGCUUCUCUCUCUCUUCGUUUCAUCAGCGGCAAGAAAGUCAAGGAUCUUGUAAAAAAAAUACCUGUUUUGUAAUUCUUAAUUUAUGAAAAUGAUCUACCUAAUUGCCUGUUUCUGUUGACACUUUCCGUUUAUGUGACCUCUUCCUUUUCCUAUUCCUUUUUACUGUGUUGUCUCCUUUCAUUUCCUGCACGAGUAACAAUUAAUGAACAUGUAACAGAUCUCUACGAAACAAAAUUUAACUUCUAGGCAAUAAACUCAUUUCAAUAUUAAACACCAUAGCUGAAAAGAACAUACUGCGAAAAUGCAAUUUAGAGCUCACAAAACCAGAAGGGUUAAAUAGGAACUAUACUUGCAACAAUAUGUAAGUUGUUUUAUAGAAUUCCAAAACAAUUAUUCAUGUUUCGGCGUAUGGUAAAAAGAACUAGGUAAAGUGAAUUAAAGUGUGGUCUUCACCUGAAUGGUUGGGAUGCCAAAUAACUGAUUUGGUAAAAAAAAUAUGACACAAGAUUUACACGGAUGGUGAAUCAAUUCCAAAGUUUAUAAGGUAAAUGUUUACAUGUUCAAUUUGAGAAAACAAAAAUUUUGCCAACCCUACCUUCAAAGGACCAAUAUUUUGGUUUUCACAACUUUUCUUCUUGCAUGAAAGUGGGUUUGGACCCUGCAGAGUUUAAAUGCAAUAUCGUAAAAAUAUGACAAUACUAAAUGGGAACCAUAAGCGGCUCAGAGUAAUAAAGCUUCGCUCAAGUUAAUUAAAACUUAAGUUCACUUGUAAAUAAACUAGACAUCGGAAACUGUGUCAAACACUGCAG
Messenger RNA from Abrus precatorius (Indian licorice), 3530 nucleotides. Its product is annotated as protein EARLY RESPONSIVE TO DEHYDRATION 15-like. The transcript has 2 exons. The record is from RefSeq and is a predicted model, not a curated record. NCBI's taxonomy places the organism in Eukaryota, Viridiplantae, Streptophyta, Magnoliopsida, Fabales, Fabaceae. The coding region runs from base 1488 to 2000 and encodes 170 amino acids.